AUGACGAAGAAUAACUUGGCCGCUCAUCUUAAAUGGCUGUUGAAGCAAGCUCCACCUACAUGUCCUGCUCUUGUCAGCUUGCCUGAACGCAACGCAUCGCAAUCGGUUCCCCGCGCAGACGAAUCAACGACCCUCCAUGAUAUUCCGGAACAUGUGGACAGCGACGCGGACGAAGAAAUGGCCAGGCUUCUAUUCGCACCACAGUCUGCGAGCAAGCCUCGUAUGUUGAGUCGUCGCGACACGACCUCUGCCAACACGCCAUCAACGAAACAGCGCUCUUCCCCGAAGCCAAGCGCUCGAGCGGACAAUUUACGCGACCCUCCGGCGUCAUCACACAAGACUCCUCGACCAAAGCUCGAUCCGCUACGAUCAAAUAAUUCCGGCAGCUCUAAACACGACGCCAUUGAAGCCAUUGAUCUGACAGGAGUGCUUGGCCAGUCAAUCUUGUCGUCAAGCACAUCGGGGACUGUACGAUUUGGAGAACCGCGCGGGUUAUGGACCGAAGAAGUUACACCACGCGAAAAACGCGGCAAGAAGCGCAAGAGUGACGAGUAUACAUCCGAUCUUCUUUCGCCAUCGAAACAUGCGACCAAAAUGCGAAGUCCCUCGAAGGCUGCUCGGCAUCCAGCCACUAGAGAGGAAGCAGCUCUAGACUACCCCGAAGCAUCACUUCAGACGGCCCAGAAGAUUCCUUCGAACGCAGUGAAGCGAUCUGAAUAUAAUUCUCCGGUGGCUCCUCGCAGCCAUCGAAAGCAGGUGAUUGCAGACUCGGAUGAUGAUGAUGAGGAUAUAUUCGACGACUGGGUCGGCGAUGAUACCCAUGUUGAUGAUAUGGUACUAGAUACCGAGGAAUCAUUGUACCCGAUACUUCCUGAAAUUAGUCCAGCUGGUGACGGGAAAAGAAGUGAUAACUGGGAUUCACGGUCUGAUAUGACACCAAAAGCACCAGUACCGCCUAUGCAACCUCCGAAUCGAUCGAAACAAAAAACGCCUUCGCAAGACCCUACCCCGUCGACGCCAUGGUCAAAACCAGCUAACUCACAAGAGAAGGAGCCGGGUCUUUUUAAGCUCCUAUCUCUUGGUUAUAACUCUUUCCCACAUGCAAUCACCAAGCUCAGGGCUACUCUACAGAGGAACUCGGAGAUUGUAUACCAGCAGGUCAUGGAAGGCCAAAUCGACCAAGAACUUGUCGCCGAGAACAAGAAUAUUGUUGCUCAAGUUGGGAUGAUUGAAGAGCUUCAGAAACACCAAGCAGCGCACAAGACUUGCAUUUCCCGGAAGCAAGCCUUGAAGCAGAACCUGAUACAAGCGAUCUCCCAAGGUCUAGAUCCAACCACUAUGCCCGAAGAGCUUGCACAGAGUCGAGCGGUCGAGGCUGAGUUGGAAAAAAUCGAAACCAAGAUUUCUGAGCUGCUUCCACAGGCCAAGAUCCUCGACCUGGUGGAUGACUGCCCUCUUGUACCGGAACCAUCGUCUGUGGAUAGCAUUGAAUCGUCAUUUGAGACUCGCACGACAGCACAGGAGCCACCCUUAUCUUCGUGGGCCAAUGCUCCCCAAGAAGUUCAACCAAGCCGUCAUGUGCCUGUCAUGAGCCCUAAAAGACCACAAGAAACACAGCGUCACAAAUUCAAUGAUCAAUCUGUUACUCGGAAUAUGGGGUCCCCACCGCUUACUUCAAUGGAUUUUGAUGACUUUGACUGGAAUGCCAGUGACGAUGAGAUGCUAGAAGUGACCGGGAGCUUUGAUCAAGGUCACCCAAGCUCUAUGCCAGAAAAGGCUAGCCAGAACCGUAAGGUAUUUGCAGAGACAUCUGGAAAUACCCAGAAGGCACCUGCUCCAAAGAAGUCACCUGGGCGUAGCGCCUUCUGGUCGAAUCAUCCCUGGUCUCACGAGGUGAGGACGGUUCUUAAAGAUCGAUUUCACCUUCGUGGGUUCCGACCCAAUCAGCUGGAGGCUAUUGAUGCAACACUUGCCGGAAAAGACACUUUCGUUCUCAUGCCCACUGGUGGAGGAAAGUCUUUGUGUUAUCAGUUGCCUUCAAUUGUGACUGGCGGCCACACUCGCGGUGUGACUAUCGUGGUAUCCCCUUUGCUGAGCUUGAUGGAGGACCAGGUGUCACACCUGCACAAGUUGAACGUCAAGGCCUUUAUGAUGAACGGUGACACUGAGAGAGAACAGCGAUCGUGGAUUUUAAGCCAACUCUCCUAUGCCGAUGGAGAAGACGUGGAGGUGCUGUAUAUCACCCCUGAAAUGAUUAACAAAAAUCAAACUUUGGUCAAUGCCCUGGAGAAGCUCAACCAGAAAAAAAGACUGGCCCGUCUUGUCAUUGAUGAGGCUCACUGUGUUAGUCAAUGGGGUCAUGAUUUCCGCCCUGACUACAAAGAGCUGGGAGAAGUCCGAAGCCGGUUGCCCGGUGUACCUCUCAUGGCCCUCACAGCCACAGCCACAGAAAAUGUAAAAGUGGACGUCAUGCAUAACCUCAAGAUGUCCGGAUGUGAGGUAUUCUUGCAGAGUUUCAACCGUCCAAACCUUACAUACGAAGUGCGGCCAAAAGGGAAAAACGAUGAAGUGUUGGCCAGCAUGGCAGAAACCAUCACAAGUUCCUAUCGAAACCAGUGUGGAAUCAUCUAUUGCCUCUCUCGAGCAACUUGUGAGAAGGUUGCCGAAGAUCUACACAAGAAGUAUCGCCUCAAAGCGGCUCAUUAUCAUGCCAAAUUGACACCACCACAAAAAUCAAAGGUGCAGUCCCAAUGGCAGGCGGGUCAGCUGCACAUCAUUGUGGCAACUAUUGCCUUUGGAAUGGGAAUUGAUAAGCCUGAUGUACGAUUUGUCAUGCACCACAGCAUCCCAAAGAGUCUCGAGGGGUACUACCAAGAGACUGGGCGGGCUGGUCGAGAUGGCAAGCGUUCUGGUUGUUAUCUCUACUACGGCUACAGAGACAGCGCAACUUUGAAACGCAUGAUUGACUCGGGAGAUGGUAGCUAUCAACAAAAGGCACGCCAGAAGCAAAUGUUGCGGAAUGUGGUCCAAUUCUGUGAGAACCGCAGCGAUUGCAGACGCGUGCAAGUCCUCGCAUACUUCAAUGAGUACUUCCGACGGGACGAUUGUAACAACACCUGCGAUAAUUGUAAGUCUGAUUUGGUGUUUGAAGUCCAUGACUUCACGGAGCAGGCCUCAUGGGCAAUCAAGAUUGUGCGACACCUACAGACGGAGAAAGCAAAAGUAACUGUUCUUUAUUGUGUGGACAUACUUCGGGGAGCUUGCAAAACAGCGAAGGAUCCAUCGCACCGCAAAAUGGCAGGGUAUGGAAAAGGUGCAAACCUCGACCGAGGAGAAGCUGAACGUUUAUUUUACCGGUUGCUUGGCGAAGACGCACUGGCUGAAGACAACGUCAUCAACAAGAAGGACUUCGCGGUUCAGUACAUCAUUCUCGGUCGCCGUGCAGCUGAGUAUGAGUCUGGCAAGCGGCGAAUGGAGCUAGAAGUCCGCGCUUCUCCGAAUAGCAAGGCAGCCAAGGCUAAGGCCAAAAGCAAGGUGGCUGGACAGAAAUCAAAACCUGGUACUCAGGGUGCUCCUCAUUCCACCAUGGUCUCAUCGCCAGUGAUCGCUGCUCAAGAUCGUCGCACGGAGCGCUUCCAAUACACGUCCGCCCCAGUUCGUCCUCCGGCCUAUGAUGACAGUGACGAUGGAUUCGAACCAAUUCGAACCAACAGCCAGCCUCGUCGUGGGAACACACAUCAGCCGGGGCCCCCGAUCACCUGCGAUCAACGUCUAGAGAACCUUGAUCAUCUGCAUCGUGCAGUCGUGGAAGGCUUCGAGGUAAAUGCCAAAGACUAUCUUCAAAAGCUCGUUGUGGAAAAGAACCUUCGUUCCCAGCCAUUCUCUGAUCAGAUGUUGCGUGAAAUGGGAAUUUCAUUCCCCCGAGGUCUUGAGGGGCUUGCCAGAAUCCCGAACAUUGACCAGGACAAAGUGAAGCGCUAUGGUCGAGGGAUACUCAAACUCAUUGGGCACGCAAAGCGGCGAUAUGAUGAAAUGACACAAGAGGCAGAAACUGACGGAGUUGUUCCGGACCCCAAUCACCAUAAUGUCAUCAAUCUCAGCAGCAGCGACGAGUACAGCGACGAUGACCUAUUCAUAGAUGACAUGAAUGGCUUCGCACUGGACAAUCCUGUUCAACCCGCACCUAUCAAUGUCACGGACAACAUCACAAGCUGCUAUUUCCCACCACCAUCUCCAGGGUUUGACUCUGGAAAUGACUACGACGACGGCCAGUCCGCUGCUGGCUCCAAAGGUCGCAAACGCGCGCCUGGAAAACGAGCACCCCGACGAAAGUAUGGCUCAACUGGCAGCUUCAAAGGAAAAGGCUCGCGAUCGAAAGCUAAGUCAGGGGACCGACCUCCGAGCCAGUCUGGAUCACGAAAAAAUGCUAGAUCCAAAACCCCAAAACCCACGAUUGGAAUGAUGCCUAUCUGA
Molecule: messenger RNA, 4473 nt
Organism: Penicillium nucicola
Lineage: Eukaryota; Fungi; Ascomycota; Eurotiomycetes; Eurotiales; Aspergillaceae
Exons: 4
Coding region: 1-4473 (1490 amino acids)
Biological process (GO): DNA replication; double-strand break repair via homologous recombination
Cellular component (GO): nucleus; RecQ family helicase-topoisomerase III complex; chromosome
Molecular function (GO): four-way junction helicase activity; nucleic acid binding; ATP binding
Source: RefSeq, a predicted model, not a curated record